Molecule: messenger RNA, 1128 nt
Organism: Colletotrichum truncatum
Lineage: Eukaryota; Fungi; Ascomycota; Sordariomycetes; Glomerellales; Glomerellaceae
Product: isopropanol dehydrogenase
Cellular component (GO): mitochondrion
Molecular function (GO): oxidoreductase activity
Source: RefSeq, a predicted model, not a curated record
AUGUCCUUUCCUUCAAUCAACAAGGCCCUCGAGCUAACCGCGUUCGGCGCUCCGUUAAAGCCGCUUGAACUACCAAUUCCUGAAGCAACGUCAGGGUCCGUCGUCACACGCGUCUUGGCGGCCCCCAUCGUUCCCUACACUUAUUACGUUCACAGUGGGAUCAUUCACCAGCUGAAAUUGAAACCCCCUUUCAUCCCAAACUCUGCUAGCAUUGGACGCGUCCACUCGGUCGGCCCUGACGCUGUGCGACUCAAGCCUGGCGACCUCGUCUUCAUCAAAUCUCAGAUCCACGCGCGGGAUUAUCCUCAAGCGAAGGUAGUCCCAGGUCACAUCAACGGCGCUAGCCCUGAGGCACAAAAGUUGAUGGAUGGCGAGUUCGGUAGCGGGGCCUUUCAGCAGUACCAGAAAGUACCUAUGGAGAACUGCCUGAAGCUCGAUGAAAGCCGGCUGUGCAAUGCGUUGGGCUAUACGCCUGCCAUCCUGCAAUCUCUUACCAUGUAUACAGUAGCUGCUGGAGCCAUCAUUGAAGCCGCCGAUCUCAAGGCCGCCGAGACGAUAGUCAUAGGUCCUUCAGGAGGAGCCUUUAGUGGGCUCGCUGUGGAGGUUGCGCUUGCCCUGGGUGCCAAUGUUAUUGCGCUCGGGCGCAACGAGAAGAAACUUGCGGAUUUUAAGAAGACUGUGAAUAAUCCACGCCUCCAGUAUGUUGUCAUGACGGGAGAUGACGACGUUGACACUGCGGCGAUCUUGGCAAAGACGCCUGACGGAGAGGGCGCCGAGGUCUUCAACGACUGGACCCCAGGGGAAUGUUCGGAAGCUUUGUGGCUUGGUCCUGGUUCUCGUGUCCUCAAACUUGGUGGACGUAUUGUCCUGAGCGGCGGGACUCCCGGCGGCCUAGGUGCCAUCAACUAUGCGGAAGCGGGAUUCAAGGAUCUUCUCAUUAUCAGCAAAUGGGUUUGUAACCGGGCUACAACGGAGAGACUCAUCAGCAUAAUUACACAAGGGUUCUUGAAGAUUGGAGCCGAGAGCGGCACGAGGGUUAAGGUGUAUGGCUUGGAUAAGGCUGCGGAAGCGAUUGAGUAUGCUAAGGACAAUGGUGGUUGGAGACACUAUACGGUCAUGAGCCCUUGA